CCUUUGAGAGAGAGAGAGAGAGAGAGAACGAGAGCGGGAAGCUUAGAGGCUCGGGGUUGGCUGAGGGGGGAGACGAGGCUGGCGCGCGGAGUGGCGCAUGCGCGUUGCUGGGCGCGCGUAACGGAUUUUUAACGGCUCGCGCUGUCGGAGCGUUCUGUCGCUUCGUGAGAAGUAGCUUUGACCAGCCAUGACCGACUCCACCCCCGCCGCGGGUGUCAUGACUCUGCCAAAGACUCCUGAAAGAUAUGUGGGGUUUGCCAAUCUCCCCAAUCAAAUUUACAGGAAGGCUGUGAAGAGAGGGUUUGAAUUUACCCUCAUGGUCGUCGGGGAAUCUGGACUGGGGAAAUCGACGCUCGUCAAUUCCUUGUUUCUGGCAGACUUCUAUUCUCCAGAGUAUCCGGGACCUUCCCAGAGAAUUAAAAAGACGGUGCAGGUUGAACAGUCGAGGGUUCUCCUGAAAGAAGGGGGUGUCCAGCUGUUGCUAACCAUUGUUGACACCCCAGGAUUUGGAGAUGCCCUGGAUAAUAGCAAUUGCUGGCAGCCUGUAGUGGACUGCAUUGACAGUCGUUUUGAAGACUACCUCAGGGCCGAGUCACGGGUGGACAGACGGCAGGUGGUGGACAACAGAGUGCACUGUUGCUUAUAUUUCAUUUCUCCUUCAGGACGUGGGCUGAAACUGCUGGAUGUUGAGGUUAUGAAGCGCCUACAUGAAAAAGUGAAUAUCGUUCCGCUUAUUGCCAAAGCAGACACGCUGACUCCUGAAGAGUGCCAGUGGUUUAAGAAACAGAUCAUGAAAGAAAUUCUAGAGCACAAGAUUAAAAUAUAUGAAUUCCCCGAAACGGGUGAUGAAGACGAAAACAAGCUGGUUAAAAAGAUAAAGGACCGUUUACCUCUUGCUGUAGUAGGUAGCAAUACCAUAGUUGAAGUCGGAGGCAGGAGAGUUAGGGGAAGGCGGUAUCCUUGGGGAGUUGCAGAAGUUGAAAAUGAUGAGUACAGUGACUUCACAGUUCUCAGGAACAUGUUGAUAAGAACCCACAUGCAAGACUUGAAGGAUUUCACUAAUCAUAUCCACUAUGAGAACUACAGAAGCAGGAAAUUGGCAGCGGUUGCAUACAGUGGAGCAGACAACAGCAGAAACAAAGGACAGGUAACAAAAUUUGACAGAGUAGAAGGCAUGAGCCCUCAAGCACAAAUAGAAGAACGGAGAGAGUACCUGCCAAAGAUGAAGAAAAUGGAAAUGGAAAAGGAGCAGGACUUUGAAAUGAAGUACAAUGAAAAAUGGCAGAAACUGAGGGACACUGAAGCAGAGCUCCAGCGGCGUCAUGAGCAAAUGAAAAAGAACUGGGAGGCCCAUGACAAAGAACUGGAUGAAAAACGCCUCCAGUUUGAGGAGGAGAAAGCAAACUGGGAAACCCUACAACGUAUUUUGGAAAAACAGAAUUCUCCAAGAACUUUGGAACAGAACAGGAAGCUGUUUUAAAUCCACCAGUUAAUGUUUGUUGCCAGUAUUCUAGCCUGGACAUCGGUGUGUGUUGGAUCUGUUUGACCAGUCUUGCAGCAGUCUAUGUUAAAUUAUUAAUAUUAAAUUGUUUAUGUUAAAUAUAUGAAUUUAAUACCAUGACAAAAAUGUUUUAAAUUUUGAUGACAAUUGUGUUGCCUUGAAUUGUUUAGGUUGUAUGCUUGGAACAGAACAGUUCUAAGUACCGUAUUAAAAAUAAAAGUUAUCUUAAUUUUUAAAAAA
Heteronotia binoei (common prickly gecko) is the source of this 1741-nucleotide messenger RNA. Its product is annotated as septin-7-like. Gene Ontology annotation, biological process: cilium assembly; cytoskeleton-dependent cytokinesis. Gene Ontology annotation, cellular component: septin complex; cell division site; microtubule cytoskeleton. The record is from RefSeq and is a predicted model, not a curated record. The coding region runs from base 188 to 1480 and encodes 430 amino acids. NCBI's taxonomy places the organism in Eukaryota, Metazoa, Chordata, Lepidosauria, Squamata, Gekkonidae. The transcript has a single exon. Gene Ontology annotation, molecular function: GTPase activity; GTP binding; molecular adaptor activity.